GGUGUAGGAAGGAAGCACUUUUCAUAGUUCAAAUUUAAAUGAUUUUAAGGAAAGGAGAAAGUUUUUGUGUUAAUGGGAAGGUUCUAUUACAAAGUCUUACAUAUGGGAAGUUUAUCUUUCAUUCUAGAAAAUUUUUUGGUUAUUUUUCUUUUUCACGAAUCCUCUUAGGUUUGCAUGGUCAUAUACGUUUGGGAUCAGCUCAUUGGGAAAAGGAAAUGUAAAUUAAUAGGGUAGUGUACCAUUUUUGACGUUAUAUGAAUUGGCUCUUUUCGAAUACAUGCGCGCAUACCAACGCAUUACAUAAUUUGUCUAUGUUUUCAUAUUCACUGUUUAUUUU
Molecule: messenger RNA, 337 nt
Organism: Phytomonas sp. EM1
Lineage: Eukaryota; Euglenozoa; Kinetoplastea; Trypanosomatida; Trypanosomatidae
Source: the annotation of a GenBank genome assembly